AUGAGCGGAUUCGAGUGCCGAACACUUGAGCUGGUCAGAGAUGCGACAGUCGUCGAGUGGUGCGGUUCUGGACUGAAGGUGCAGUGGGCACCUGCGGGCCGAGUGGAGCCCCGGAAUACGGGCGCUGGAGCGACUGGGCAGGGCGUGUGGGCGGCUGUCACGUGGAAUCAGAUAGCCGACCAACGCCAGACGGCGUCUAGAGGCAACCCGGAUGAUAUGGUGAUGCGACAACGGAUGACGAUGCUCAAAACUGAUGUGCUCACUUACGCGACCGAAGUUGAUGGCUAG
Colletotrichum orchidophilum is the source of this 288-nucleotide messenger RNA. RefSeq lists its product as uncharacterized. Lineage: Eukaryota; Fungi; Ascomycota; Sordariomycetes; Glomerellales; Glomerellaceae. The record is from RefSeq and is a predicted model, not a curated record. The coding region runs from base 1 to 288 and encodes 95 amino acids. The transcript has a single exon.